Molecule: messenger RNA, 23625 nt
Organism: Porites lobata
Lineage: Eukaryota; Metazoa; Cnidaria; Anthozoa; Scleractinia; Poritidae
Source: the annotation of a GenBank genome assembly
AUGGAAUAUGGAAGAGAAAGGAAGAUGUCGAAGGACGGGUGGGUAGAAGAAAGAUGUCUUGGGUCUGGGAGUUUUGGAACUGUUAUGCUGUAUGAAAACAAGGUGACCAUAUAUAUUUUAUUAGUCAGUUAUGUCAUAAGAGCAGUUUUACUUGGGUAUGUGCCACUGGCCUCUCAGAGUCCCUACCCCAUAAUAAAGUCUAUUUUGUGGCCAAAUAUAAAUCCCAUCUUACAUCUUAGUCUCUUUUGGGCAAAUGUAAUUUUCAUGAUCCCAACGUAAUCUCUUUCUAUCUUAGUCACUGUAUUUCCCUUAUCAAUCCUUUUUGAAACAGGUCAUCCUAAAACUAAUUGACGCUUUUUUCUUAAAAUAAAAGAAGAACACUUUUGUUUUCACCUGGCCUACAGUACAAUUAAUGUUCUGGUACGUUUGCCAACUGAAAUGUGAAGAACUUUAAAAAAAUUCAAAUAUGUGCGACCCCAUUGCAGUAGUAACUAUUGAAAAUGCAGCCCAUUAUAGUCAAUCCAGUCGUGAAAAUGUGAUCCCAUCCAGCGGCACAUCCCCAUUAAUUUCCUAUGAGGAAGUACCACUCCCCCAGGCAUUGCGGAUGCCAGCAGAUGUAUAGAAACUGUAUAUUUUGGCCACCUAAGUUUGCAGGCCACUGCAAUCUGUGCGUGAUCCAUGCUCUUCUUAAUUUAUAAACCUUGGCUUUCUGAGGAAUGAACAUGCCACUUUCUUCAACUGUUCUGCAUUCUAUCAUGGUGAGUCAUCAUCAUCAUUGUAGGUCCUACAGAGCAGUUCUUCCUGUGCCCAGUGUUGUAUAUGGUUUAAACAGCAUUUAAGGAGUUGACUUUUUUAAAGAAUAAGCUGUCAUGUUUGUGUUUGUUCACCAUCAUUAGGCUUUGAUUUCAUUACAGAAAAUGUUGGUCAAGGACAUUUAAAUAAGGAUUUACUGCUUCAGGUCUCUAGAUCAAAAUUAACAUUCAUGACUUGUAUGUCUUGAGAACCUUUUGGUCAUGAGAUGGUUUACCCCCCCCCCCCCAAAAAAAAUUAAUUGUUUUAUAAAUUCUAAUAAAAUAUUGAGCAACUAUGCUCUUUAUAUUUUCCUACUGACCAGUUUACAUUAUUAUUGUUUUCAGAAAUGCUGCAGCCUAUUGCAUAUUUCCUACAGGAUUUGAUUUGUUAGUUUUGUCAAUUUAGAUUACCAAGGAACAGGUUGCACUGAAGCGAUGUCGUUUGGACCUGAAUCCUCGGAACAGAAAACGCUGGCAGCAGGAAGUGGAUAUUAUGAAAAGGCUUGAUCAUCCUAACCUUGUGUCAGCGAGAGAUGUACCAUCACCGCUGGAUGUUAAAGAUGAUGAGCUUCCUCUACUGGCUAUGGAAUUCUGCUCUGGAGGAGAUCUCAGAAAGGUGAAAUUUAAAAUUAGUUUUUCCCAAGUUUUCAAAUACAAGUUUUAAGCAAGGGAUGUUUUGUGGAUCUAGGAAUGUGGUGGUAGUUGGCCAAUUUAUAUAGAACUUUUUUUGCUAUAGUGUCUGAACCACCAUGCCACACUCUUUGAGAUCUGACAGUCUUACAACUAGAACACUUAAAUGCCAGUAAAUACACCCGAGAGAACUGAUUAAAACAAAUAUAAAACCCCAAACCCAAGUGGGUAGUGAAACAUGUGAAGGUUAUGUGGUUAUGUGGAAUAAGAUAAAAAGGAUUUACAGAGCAGGAUAGCUGUUUUUAGUCGGGUGGUUAGAGGCAUGGUGUGGUAUAUAAGGACAGUGUCCAAACAUCAGUCGCCUAAUGCUUUUAUGAGCUGUAUGAGAAUGCUGGACUGUUAUAAGCAAUGGAUACCCCACCUCUAUAAACAGAGUGCCCCAUGCAUUUAUAACAAAGGAUUGACACUACAAGAGCAAGAUGAUCCCUGAGUUUGCGGAGAAAUUGAUUAGAUAAGUAAAAACCCGCCAGCUUGGGGUGCAUGGGGGCUUCAACCCAGUUGAAGGCGUGACUGUCUGGGGCAGGGGGUGUAAAACUAAAGGCAUGAAGAAUAGCGCGGUAGGGUAUAACUUGCUACAGGGAAAACAAGGAAGAGGGAUUUCAACCACCUAUUCACAAAACUGAAUAGUCUUCCUCCAGCGAAUGACAAUGAGGGUACCCCAGGGAAAAACCUAAAAUCUGCUUUGGUGAGCUGCUUGCUAGAAUCAAACUUACCCCAGGGAUGUAGGAAGCAAGAGAGCCUUGUGGAACAUGCCAUAAAAUGCGACAAUCUAAAUCACCCAAAAGGAGGAAUCAAGGCUUAACUUAAAAUUUAAAGUUGUAUGAAUCUGCAACAAAAUGGCAGCAGUAAUAACGGUCUCACUUCCGUAAUCUGCUUGCUUAUGCUAUAAACUGCACGAAUACCCAAAGAGUGGAUGGAUAGAUAGAUGGCUGGAUGGAUGGAUGGAUGGACGGACGGACAGAUAACUUUAUUUAAAAUGUGUCAGACCCAUAUAGCUUGGAAAAAAACCAAUACUAAUUUGUUUACUAAUUAAUUAACUUAACUAAGUGUUAUGCUAUAAGGGCCAAAUUUACAAAACCUUAUCGCUAUCUGAUUGGUUACUUAAAAUCUUGUGACUAUGUGCUAUAUAAUUUGUAGUAUUAAAUAUUAUAGCCUGAGAAAACAGCGGACAUUUCACGACGCCACGACUGGUUUCCCCUCAAAAUGACAUCUGAGAAUCUAGAGCAGAAAUUCCAUCCUGAUGAUGCAUCACUACCCAGAUCUCGGUAGUGCUUCUGAUUGGUUGAAGCAAAUUUCCCAUGUGGUACGACCAAUAAGAAGCACUAUCCAGAUCUGGGUAGUGAUGCAUCAUCAUUAUGGACUUUCUGCGCUCGUUUGUCAGACGUCAUUUUGUGGGGAAACCACUGGUGGUGUCAUGAAAUGUCAGCUGUUUUCUCAGGCUAGUAAUUUUACUUCCUUAGUAUAUCUUACCGAUGGCUAGUUAAAGCCCUCCAGACCCCAUGUACGCUACUUUGGGGGAUGGUUUAGAUUUAUAUUUAAUACAAGUAUCAACAUCCACAACAAUCAAUAGCAUGUUUUCCUCAUCAAUUAAGGUAUUGAAUUCACCAGAGAGUUGCUGCGGACUGAGGGAAAACACAGUUUUGAGGAUUGCCUCUGAUAUUGGUGAGGAAUAUUGCAAUAAUUUUGACUUUUACUGAAAUACACUGUACCAGUAAAAAUUAAAUUUCCAUUAGAUUUAGAAGAACUGUAGAACAAUGAUUCUUCUCUGCCUUUAAGCAUUUUGACCAUUUAAAAAAUGGAUUGAUUUAACUUCUUAUCAUGAUGUAAAGAAACCUAGGCGUUAUGAAAUUAUAAUCCUCAAUAUAUCAUUACAGUGAAGUUAAAAUCAGACUCAGACUCAAAUAUUUCAUUCCCUGGCUAUUUGUGACUCCAAAUUAAAACAGCAAGGCUCCCAGUUACCUUCAGAGUAAAUACAUGUAAAUGUAAUUUAUUUGCUGUUUUUCCUUAGCUGCUGCAGUAGAGUUUCUUCAUGGUCAUCGAAUCAUUCAUAGAGACAUCAAACCUGAAAACAUUGUAAUAAGUCACAUGGAUAAGAAGGUGGGAUAAAUUAGCUGACCAGGCAGCUGGCCCACCAUUCACUAUCUCAACCAGCCAGCCAGUUAUUUCAUCAAGCACUUAGCUGUUCUUGAAUGCAGCCUGCCAGUAAAAUAGUACAUUUUCAACUAGACAAGUGACCAGUGGCCAACCAGUCCCUUUAAUUUGAUUCCGAAAAGCCAAUCUGCUACUUAGUGGCCACCCAUUAAGCCAGUAACUCAGUCUUUCAGUCAGUGGAUGACUCAAUCAGGAGAAUCUAUCAAUCAAUCAAGCAUUUCUUUUAGUUUUUAUCAGUUGGCCAGUUGUUAGCCUAUGGGAAAGUCAGUCACUACAUUAGUGAGAACUCCAGCAAACAUGCUUCCUUCCCUGCCCUCCCUCCCUCCUUUGGUUCUUUCUUCAUUUCUUUACUCAAUGACUCAUUCCUUUUUCCAUUUCUUCCUUUAUACUUUCUUUCCUUCUGCUCAUUCUUUGGGAUUCAUUGGCCAGGAUUGCUUAACAAGCCAAACCUACUUCUGAGUGAGGGGCUACUCCUCAGUCUUUUCUUUCUUUUUUCUUUCCUCCUUACAUUCUUCCUCUCCUCCACCUUCAUUACAUGUGACCUUCCCCCCCUUAUUUCUCUUUCUCUAUGUUUUAUAUCUUUGCUUUGUAGGUGGUUUAUAAACUGAUUGAUCUUGGUUAUGCAAAAGAACUUGAUCAAGGAAGCCUAGCCAGUACUUUUGUAGGAACACUGAAAUAUUUGGUGUGUGCCCAUUGAAAAAUAUUCAUGACUAUUAUAUUGAUAAUAAAUGUCAAUGAUUAUUAUUUUAAUUUAUUUUUAUUGCAUUUUAACCUCACCAAGAGCUGCCCAGCCCAAUAUAUUAUCUGCAUUAUUCCCGAGCUGGUGCCCUGCCAACUAAAAAAAAAACAAACAAAAAACAAAACAACUGUUUUGGCACAUCAGAUGAUGUUCUAUUUUCAUGGCCUGGAUAGAUAUCUAUCCAGUGGCUAUCUAUCCAAUGUAACACAUACUUACGACCAAUGCCUAAGUUGAAGAUGCUUUCAACUUCUUGUCUUACAACCGAGUACAGCGCAGCCCCUACUCUCUUUGGCUGAUAUCUUAGAUUGCCUCUCCUAAUAUUACAAAGGAUAAAUUAUAUUCUUUUUUCCUUAUAGGCUCCUGAACUGUUGGACAGAGUGCAGUACACAAAAACGGUAUGACAGGAUUUUUUAUCUGUUCGGUUGAAUGUCUGCAACUUAAUGACAAUUGUUUUCAUUACUUGUCUGUGUUGACAAACGCUUUUCGCUCAUCUGAGAUUAGCCAGGCAGCCAGAGAUCACUUGGAUUGACCAUGGUGCAUUAAAUGAACUGAUGAAUCCUUUCCCAGGGUGGAUUUAUUGGUUCGUUUGAUUUGCUAUGAUCGGAGUGAUCUUGGAUCACAUCCUGAUCAUCUCAAUGCAACGUUGUUGUGUUCUUGCAGGUUGAUUACUGGAGUUUAGGUACUAUCUUGUUUGAGUGCAUAACUGGGAUGAGGCCAUUUUUGCCAGAACUUUCUCCUGUCCAAUGGUAUGAAAGCAUUAAGUAAACUUUCUUUUGCCGCAUACACAUAUUACCGGUAAUCCCACGUAUCUGUUUUAAGUUAGUGGGUAUAAUGCAGGAGUACACAUUUUUCCAAUAAGAGCAUAAUUAAGUAGGCAGUAUUUUUACGUUGUUCAGUUUACUACUUAAACUUAACAAGACAAUUUUGACACUUUAUUGACACUUGAUGAGAAUUUUCAUGGAUAUACACUUUGAUAAAGUUAAAGCUAAAAAGUCACAGUGUUUGGACCUCUCAAGGGUCAUUUUCAAGUGCGAGCUAAAUAUAAAAUUAGCAUACUUGUAAAUAUAUUAUGAACUGUUAAAAAUAGAUGGAAUAGAUAAGAAUGCAAUGAACAAUAAAAUGUGAUAAAAUAAGUGAUAUUCAGUUCAAUUUUGUAAAAUUGAAAAAAGAAACUUCUUGGUGAUUUUUAGCUGUUUUCUGUUUCACGCCCACACUGAUGCAGCACCACAGCAGGGUUGUCACCAAGUUUAAAAAUUGUGGGGGUAUAUGCGAUUAGUACGCAAAGAAUUGAAUCAGCUUAGAGGUUUUGCUGUUUUUUUUUUUCGUAUGUUUUCUAUGAAAGUAGCAGGUGGUCAUACCCAUAGUAGCCAGAAGAAAAUGCCAUCUCCGAUCCUUAGUGACAGAUCUACCACUGUUUGUUUUAAAACUAACCCAUUUCAUCUUCGUUCGUUUUUUGUGUUGACUUGCACUGGAAAGAAAUUGAACAAUAAACGUUUAUGCAAUAUUGAUUUCACAUGAAAGCUUAAGUGAACCUUGCAAUAUAAGUCACAAGCUGCUUUUCCAUUCUUUUUAGGCACCAUGAAAUUCAAAAGAAAGACCCAAAAGACAUCUGUGCCUACUUCGAUGUCAAAGGUAAGGCGGUAGCAUGAUUUAGUUUUAACUUUUAAUGACAGCUUUAAGGCAAAUUGUCUUGUUCACGUCUAUGUAGAGAAGUUACUUUCUUCUUCUUUUGUUCGGUUUAGUGCUUUGUUCUUCUUUGCAGUUAACGUUUAAUGGUCAUAGUUGUAUUAUCCAGGACAAUUUCUACAAAUAAAAGAUAUUUAGUUUUCACACAGUAGUGAAUUUGGGAGUCACAAUAGACAAAGGUGCUUUAAUGCUUUGGUAGGCAACCAGAACCUUGCAGAGACCAAACAGAAGCUUUUCAGAGUCACAAUAGGCAAAGGCACUUUGAUGCUUUGGAAGGUAACUGGAACCUUGCAGGGGCCAAACGGAAGCUUUUGGGAGUCAUAAUAGGUAAAGGCACUUUAAUGCUUUGGAAGGUAACCAGAACCUUGCAGAGGACAAACAGAAGCUUUUGGGAGUAACAAUAGGCAAACGUGCUUUAAUGCUUUGGAAGGUAACUGGAACCUUGCAGCGGUCAAACAUAAGCUAUUGGGAGGCACAAUAGGCAAAGGCACUUUAAUGCUUUGGAAGGUAACCAGAACCUUGCAGAGGACAACUGGAAGCUUUUGGGAGUUACAAUAGGCAAAGGUGCUUUAAUGCUUUGGAAGGUAACCGGAACCUUGCAGAGGACAAACGGAAGCUUUUGAGAGUUACAAUAGGCAAAGGCGCUUUAAUGCUUUGGGAGGUAACCAGAACCUUGCAGAGGUCAAGCGGAAGCUUUUGGGAGUUACAAUAGGCAAAGGCACUUCAAUGCUUUGGAAGGUAACCAGAACCUUGCAGAGGACAAACGGAAGCUUUUGGGAGUUACAAUAGGCAAAGGCGCUUUAAUGCUUUGGAAGGUAACUGGAACCUUGCAGAGGACAAAUGGAAGCUUUUGGGAGUUACAAUAGGCAAAGGCACUUUAAUGCUUUGGAAGGUAACCAGAACCUUGCAGAGGACAAACGGAAGCUUUUGGGAGUUACAAUAGGCAAAGGCGCUUUAAUGCUUUGGAAGGUAACUGGAACCUUGCAGAGGCCAAAUGGAAGCUUUUGGGAGUUACAAUAGGCAAAGGCGCUUUAAUGCUUUGGAAGGUAACUGGAACCUUGCAGAGGCCAAAUGGAAGCUUUUGGGAGUUAUAAUAGGCAAAGGCGCUUUAAUGCUUUGAAAGGUAACUGGAACCUUGCUGAGGCCAAAUGGAAGCUUUUGGGAGUUGCAAUAGGCAAAGGCGCUUUAAUGCUUUGGAAGGUAACUGGAACCUUGCAGAGGCCAAAUGGAAGCUUUUGGGAGUUACAAUAGGCAAAGGCGCUUUAAUGCUUUGGAAGGUAACUGGAACCUUGCAGAGGCCAAAUGGAAGCUUUAGGGAGUCACAAUAGGCAAAGGCACUUUAACGCUUUGGAAGGUAACUGGAACGUUGCAGAGGCCAAAUGGAAGCUUUUGGGAGUCGCAAUAGGCCAAAUGGCUUUAAUGCUUUGGAAGGUAACCAGAACUUUGCAGAGCUCAAACGGAAGCUUUUGGAUUGCAAGGUUGAUGGUUUGUUUCAUAGCCAGCGUUUUUCACAUGCAGUUGUUCAACCAUCUCAUGAUAUACUGCUCCCAAAUCCACUAAUAUUUCAUUGUUAAUGUUUUUUUUAACAUCACUGUAUUACCUUACAGCAAGAUAUGAAAAACUCGUUCAAUUUAAUUCACAUUGUCAUAAAUUGCCCAUUGUUAUAGUUAUUAAUAACGUUAGUGUUUGCUUUCUAAAAAAAUAUGCGUUUUUUUGUCCUUUGAUAUAUUAAACACUAAAAGGCCUGUACAUAUUAAUGCAAACUUAAUGUGCUGAUGAACUGUUGCAUUUUUUUUUUUCAGGAGAAAUACAAUUCUCGUCUGUCUUGCCAACCCCCAAUUCUCUCUGCAGGUAACUGUGCUAAUGAAAACAACAACACACCAGUGGUUAAAACCAGAUCAACAUUGUCAUUCAAAACCUGUUAUUUUUUUUGGUGUCAUAACUAAGUAUAGUUUGACAGAGUGAUUGCCGUUUUUGUUGCAUUUGUAGCACUUUUGCCGGGCUGUAAGUAGUGUCAUAUCAAGCCUCUAGCGAGCACUCCUGGCUUCUGAUCAGUUCGUGUAUAUAUGUAUGGGUAUCCUUCUGCACGCAUCAAAAUUACACCUGGAGACAAUGUUUUUACUGUUGUUGCACCAGCUUUAUACUGUGAACUUACCUUUUUAAACCUGUGUGUUUAUAGAUGUUUAUUUUUAUGGACUAGUGUGAAGUUUUGAUGAUUUGGCACAUUACAAUUGUAAAUUUUUAUCAUUGCUUUACACCUUUACUUUCAUUUCUAUAGCAAAUUGUUCCUUAUCUAUCCAGUGACGGAUACAGGGGAGGAGCCUGGGGGGCCCAGGCCCUCUCUUAUUUUUGGACCAAACUGAGGCCCAAACGGCGGAAAAAUUUUUUUUUAUAAGACCCCCCUUUCCCUUAUCUCAAAGUCUGGAUCUGGCACUGCUAUCCGUCACUUGUUUAUGAUCUAAUCGUUUAGCAUUGUCUUUGUGCUAUACUCUACCAUUCAUUGAGAGUGCUUCACCAUACACUAACAACACUAACUUAAGUGCUUACAUUUUACUUCUACCAGCAGCCUUGGCUAGCAAACGCAUGGUGUACAUGGCAUAAUGCUUGCAUUUUGUGUAACCUGAGUGUCAGGCUUUCCUUUCUUCUUUUUUUUCUUGGGAAUUUAUGAAGAAGGGAGGAAACCAUUCUCCCCCCCGCCCCCCGCUAAGGAGGGCUACAUUUUGUGUUACUGAGAAGCUCUGAUGCUACAAAGGCCUUUAAAGAUUUCUUCUCUCGUAAACAGACAAUUGCAAGACAAGUUUGUAAUCUUACUCAGACUGCUAUUGUUGUGGGACCCCAAAGAGCGUGGAGGCUCAACUCAGGAAAAUGGAAAGAAGGAGUGUUAUGAUGUGCUUGAAAAAAUAAUGAAGACUAUGGUAUGUAAUCGUCAUACUCUGUAAGGCUUUUAGCAAUUAAAUUGCUAUCUCUGCCAUUCUCUCAAUAAAUGAUAAAACGUUUUCUCCUUUGUAGGUUGUACAUGUAUUCUCAGUCAGUACUUCAACGAUGUUGUCAUUUGAAGUUUUCCCUAAUGAAACGUGAGUUUAAAAUAUUUCAAGAUUUUGAUUAUAUGUCUAUGUUACAGGUUAAAAUUAAAUUCAGGGUAAAAUUUUCUAACCUAAGUUAAUUCUCAAUUUCCUUUGUCUCCUGGCCCUCAUUAUUCAUGAAUUUAUGGUUAGGAGAGAAACAAACUUGAGAAAAAACCUACGAGUAACGUAAAAAAUUUUAACUUGAAGUUAUUUUUGACCUGCAACAUCUAUUACCAGACAUUAAAGGCUAAUACAUAAAACAGGAUAUCUUGUCAGAAACUUGUUAAAGUUAUGUACACUGCAAUUACUUCUUUAACUUACGAGAGAUGUCCUUCAACACAAAAAGGUCGAUUCUAAAUGAAUUCUGGAAGGAAAGUCAAAGAAUGUAGUUGUAAACUGCACAUGGUCAAAGGCAAAUGAUAACGAGUUGCACGCUUGCAGCUUUAUCACAGUAAUUUCUUCUUAUAGAAUUGAGGAUCUUCAAGUGAAAUUGUAUGAGGUGACUGAAAUAGAUAAAGAGGACCAAGAACUGCUAGCGUAUUCAGGGCAAACUGUGGACCCAACAACUCCUGUAAUGGAUAUCUGUAAGAAGAGUAGUCAGGUAUGAAAAAAUUCUAUUUAUGAACACAAUACUGUGUUUGUUAAAGAGUCAGUGUAGAUUUCUUUUCGUACCGUGGUAGAUGUUAAAAUAACCCAGUUAGAUCUUGAGAAACAUGAUGGAGUAAUACACUUGAUUUCAAUGAACAGUUGCUCAGGAGCAGUUGAAAGUACUUGUUUUAUGGUUAAACCUGCACCGAUUACUGAUUUAAAAAUCCAUUUCUUAUUGACACUGAAAAACACACCUUCGGUGUGGUUUUCUCCAAAAGGUUGAGGUAUGGACAAUUGUGAGCACUGGGGGACGGGGAGAUUGCCCCAAACGUUUUAAAAUAUGACCACACGCAGAAGGUUUAUUUGUAUGUAACGUACUGAACAAGGGUGAUAGACUUUGCACUGAUGUUGUUUAUUGUGCGCUAUUCUUACAGGAGGAUGAGGACUGCGCACUUUUUCUUCUGCCUACAAAUAUUAAAACCUUUUCCACAGCAAGGCCAAUACAUUCUAUGCCACCCACAGUGAAAGGAAUGGGUAAGAUAACAUUACAUAAACCGAAACUUAACUACAGACAUGUAACGUUAUUUGCAACAGGUGGUAAUUUAAAGUUCUAAGAGCUGAUAAACCUGUGGCCUUCUAUUUUAGCGUCUAACACUGAGUGGGGACACCUUUCCCGUCAAUUUAGAAUUUCCACAUAUUGGUUUCUUGCGGAGAGGAAAAAAACUGAGUACCCAGGGAAAAAUCUCUCGGACCAACAACAACAAUGGUGGAAGGCGAGUUCUUUCACCAGUUCGUUAUCCCUGCUUCCCCUCCAUAAAAAUAACUGUGACUCUCUCAACGUAGACAUCCCCUCUGAGGUCUGAUUUUACCGGCCAGCAGGUUUAUUUGCUUGCGUCAAUUGAAUUUUUGUUCAAAAAUUAUACCUGUACUAGAUGUCAUUUUGCAAAGUGCGGUUUGAGAAACUAGAAGAAACGGUACUCUAGAUGGUAUCCACAUUACCUUGUUUGAAAUUUUUAUUUUGGAAAUAUUUAGUUAAUUACUAGUGGGUUAAAAAUGGAAUAAGAAAACUGAAUCUCCUGCAGCACACACUAAGUACAUAGCCUAGGCUAAGGGACUACGUUCAUUUGCAGUCAGAAUAGACCAUGCAUUUUCGAGGUACUAGUAAAGAACUUCAGUGAACUAGCUUGCACUCAGGGCUGAUUGGGGAGAACAAUUUUAAAAUUGUUGUAGGUGAAAAGAUUUCGUAUUAGCUAACACUUUCAGCAAAAGUGGUUCCAAAUAACUUCCUUGAAGACCAAAAUGAUCAAUAUUUUUCGCUGUUAAUUAGAAAAUGGGGCGUCAAUGAAGGAAAGCGUGCGAAAACUAGCUUUAAUAAUGCUGGGAGUCUAUAUUAGAAACCUAACAUUUUUUCUAAUGUUUAUUUUCAGUCACCGAACCUAAGACAGUGAUGUCAUACGAGGUAAAAUAGUUUUUAUCAGUGGUGUGAACUAGAUAUUAAUGUACGUUUGAACUUAAUUUGUUUCCUAAUAUUAUUUGGAUUUAUCUUUCGUCCAAACAACGACAAGAGUGAAGAUUCUGCUUUUUUUUACAAAUUGGGUUAACACUUUGCUUAGUUCGUUGGUUAUUUAACACUAGGGAGCUUGAGUAAAGACGUUUAUGAGCGACGCACGUCAACCAGAAGUGGACUUCUUGCAUUCUUGGGCAAUGCUUUUGCCCAAAUCUUGGAACAAAUCGUCUUUGCAAUACAAAUUUGGUAGCGUCAAUGUAUAUUCACUACUUUCACAUAAACCAGAAUGCACCUUGGUUACCCCCCAAAUUUUGCAUAACCAUUGUUUUCAAUUUUUUUUGGGGGUAAACAAGGUGCGUUAUGGUCGAUGUGAAAAUGGGGAAUAUGGGAAAAGGCCUCACUUCCGGUUGACGUGCGUAACUAAAAAACGUCUUAGCUUAAGCUUCCCACUUGUCUCUACGGGAACAGUGGAAAGCACCAAGAACACAUUAGGGAGUUUAAGUAACAACAACGGCGACGGCAACGAAAACGUCACUUUAAAAGUAAAUUCGCGCUGCUUCAAACUUUAUCGCGCUUUGUUCCAUCUCGUUUACUUCGUCAAAUGUUGGCAAAUAUUUUUGGAGUUGAAUGCUAAAGGACUGUAUCAAAGUUCAGAAAAAGAAAAAGAAAGUUGUUGUCUUGUGUUCCCGUCCUCGACAAAACGUGAAUUUAGGCACUUUCACGUUGUUGUCGUGCGACGACGGCAAAGAAAUGUGCACGUGCAAAGUUGCUGUUUUGCUAAUCUAAACCUGUUGUUUUUUUUGCCGUUCUCAUUGCCGUCGCCGUCGUCGUUGCUUAAGCUCCCUGUUGUGUAAAGUUUGUGUUUGCUGGCAAUUUUUCAAGUCAUAAAUUUAUCAAAAUAACGUUGGUUUUUUUAGGAGUUAAAAAGAGCCUUUGCACAGGGAGUAAAGUUCUGUCAAGAACAGCGAAAGAUCAAUCGGCUGUUGAUGGAAGGUUUCAGAGCUGUUCAGUGAGUUUAAAUAUUACCUUGUAAUUUGUAAUUGUAAUUUGUUUUAAUUUGUUCACCCACGGAGCUUUUGGUAGUUCUUAAGAACCCGAAGAAAUGUUUCCAUGUGUUCCAGAUCGAGUUGGAAUUUGGAAGUGUUGGUUUUUGAGGAGAGGGGAAUUCCGGAGUACCCGGAGAAAAACCUCUCAGAGCGAAGGAGAGAACCAACAACAAACUCAACCCAUAUAUGGCGUCGACGCCGGGAUUUGAACCCGGGCCACAUUGGUGGGAGGCCAGAGUGCUCUUACCACUGCACCUUUCUAAAACUCAUAAACGUUUGAGUUUAGUUCCUGUGUGUAACUGCCUGACAACAUUAAUAACAGUUGGUUGCCUGAAAACUGAUAAAACACGAUUCCUUCUACCUUUUACGUCCGGGCCAGAUCACGAACAAAACGCUGCAAUUCUACUGCAUGAACGCUUAUUUAUUUUAUUUUAUUUAUUUACUUGCCACAUAAUGAUACUAAUUACUUGCCACACAAUACAAAAAUAUAAGACAGUAGAAAAAGAGAAGUGGCAAGGAGAUCUAAGAGAAACUAUAUGAAACAUAUACGAGUGGAUAGGCGUCCUCAAACUACGGGCUAUAGCUGUUUACAUCAAGUGAAGCAAAAGAUGCCGUUAAUUCUUAGGUGGAAACGAUUUAAGAUCGUUUCUCAUAUAAAAUUAUUUACUUACUAAUUUAAUCUUUAGUAUUUAAAGGAAAAGAGAAAUUGAGAGUUUGCUACACUAAACAGUGUUCCUGAAUCUGUCGAAAGCAACCUAACAGGCUACACGCUAUCUCUUGUUCAUUACUUAAAUAUCAGUGAAGAAAUAUGUUUUUUUCCUGACGUAUUGAAAGGAGGCAAGUUUACAUUCUCAGGAUCAGAAUGCUUUCGUAAAGCUCACGUGACAAAACGUCAAACUCCAUUAGUAAAGAUUCCGCUACCAAAUUGAAAGUUCAAGCUAAAAAUGAACCUUAAUUAUAUCAAAGUAACUCGAAUUGUUUUACUAAACUGAGUAUUCUUCUUGUUAGAUAAUUGGUGAUAACUAGCAUUCUGGAAAGUGAAUAACCUUAAUAUUUUUUUUAGGUGUGAUUUAAUCUACCUGUCGCAGUAGCCUCACUGCCUUUUGUUUGAUAUUCCAAAUUUUCUUACAGGAUUUCAUUGUUGCAUCUAAAUUCUAAACUUGGACAGUUUGCAAUAAAAGGAUGCGCUUUAUGACGGAACAAUCACAUGAAAAAACUAGAGGCCAAAGUUUAUAAUUUUUUUUCAAAUUAAGGUAUUCAAACUGAGACCAGAUUUUGUUAUAUGGAAAGAAAAAGUAAGUAGUUUUUAGUCUCACAAUAAGAGGCAUUCCAACAUGUUCGUUCCGUUUAGACCUCAUAUCUGGACCGUUUCAAGUUGUUUACGUCUUUAAAGGUUUUUGACCUCAUAUUUUUCUCCUUUCUCAGUUUACAGAAAGAUUUAGAAUGUUAUGCAGAAAAUAUCAGCAUCUUGAAAAGUAAGUGUCACUCGUAUGACUGUAAAAGUAGCAAUGCCAGUUCUUUGAGGCCAAGAAAAUGACUGAAAGGAACAAUCUAAGUAAAGAUAACAAGGUUAAGAAUCCCAGAAAACAAAUCCAACUAGCGGUAAGGGCGAGGGAUGAACAAAGCGAGCUUUCUUCCCUCUCUACCACGCUGCCUUCAUAUGUAUCUAUAGCCUACAGUCAAGAAACCUGAUGGAAAUCUCAGUUAUUAUCAGAUGUCCCGCUAUUUGAAAAAAAAGAAACUGUAUUUGAUGUAGAUGGUUUUAUCCUUUUGUCAGAUGACAAGAUUCUGAGGGGAUGGAAAAGAGCGCAGAAAAAAGUGGAAUCAUUGCAGAAUGUAAGAGAAAAAUUGUGCUGUUUACUUUAAGAAUACUUUCUCAAGGAUGGAACUUCGUCUGUCAAUAAUGUAACUUCUUCUGUCGAGAGUAGAUCUUCAUAUCUGAAGAAUAGAACUUUGUCCGUCAAGAAUGGAACUAUUAUAAAAAACUGCGUUUGUCAAGAAUGAAACUGCACCUGUCAAAAAUGAAAUCUCGUUUGUCAAGUAUGGAUGUUCGUCUGUCAAGAAUGACGCUUCCUUUUUCAAUAAUGAAACUUCUUCAUUCGAAAAUGGAACUUCCAUCUGUCAGGUUUAGAGCUUCUUUUAUCAAGGAUGAAACUAUGUCUGUCAAGAAUGGAACUUGGAACAUCAUUUCACUUUUGGCUUCGCUGAAAUCAUAAUUACACCUUCUUAAAGACGUUUCAAAAAGUCAGUAAUCGUUAUUUUAAAUAUUCUACAGGAUGAUGUAACACCGCUCAAGGAUUUAACAUCUUCGCUACAGAGUAAAGUGCUUGAGCUGCAAAAAAGUCCGUAUUCAAGCGGGACACCCUCCAAGUCUAAACUGGAUGGAAUGUAGGUAAAAUUGUGAAGUAUUGACAACUGCUUGCGUAACAAAAACAUUCAAUGUAGUGUCAAUCGAUGAACAUAAAUAAUCACUGCCAGACUGCACUUAUUUUAACACUGUUGACUGUAUUGACCAUUGAAACACUGUAAAUUGAAAACCAUUUUGCAAUUUUCUCAUACCUUAUCUUAUUCAUAACGCCAUUGCUCUUGAAUUACUAGAAAAUUCAAGCAACAUAUUCAUACAUUUUCUUUUAGGGCCGUUAAAAAUUCCUUUUAAAUUCUUUUUUUUUUCUACUCCUGAAAUACUUCUUGAAGUGUUAUAAUUGCAUUGAAUGAGUCGGCUGUUGGACCUUCUUUUUAGGAAGUCAGAUUAUGCUCAAAGAAUCUAUUCAACCUCUUGGAUCUGGAAUAGGCAAUUGGAAUAGGCUUUUUGCACGAUGACGUUGUUUUACUACGAAGACCAGAAUCCCUUGGGCUUUUGUAAUUGCAACCUCGCUGGAAUGACCAUAUUUAAAUAUGAAAGAAAAAACGAAGAGGAUUGUGGUUGUAGUAUUAAAAUGACGCCAUCGUGCAAAUGGCCUAUUCUGUCCAAACCCUAAAAAUACUAAGUUUGUAAUCAACAUAUUACUAUUGUCAUUCAACCAACUGUUCUUUACCACAUUAUUUUUAACUCUAGGUACGAUCAAGCUGUUCAACUUUAUGAGGACCUAAGACAAAGUUAGUCGAACAAACCACAAAGACCAGUAGUAUAAUAAGGACCGGUUACUCCGUCUUUUGCCCACAAAGUGGAAAUAAAUUGUUGUCUGCAAUGGACAAUGAAAGCGGUAGGAAAUAGAACUUGCAUAACGCGUUACGGUUCAGUGAUUUAAAGACACGUGCGAGCUAGCGCUUAGUAUUCCUUUGACAACAUGAAUCAACCAACAUGCAUCGGGCUUGAAAUAACUAGAAAACCUAUCCAGCGGGUAAAACUACUUAAAAAAGCACAUGACCGUAUCUCAAUGAGAUUCUUCGAGAUUCCUCUACAUUUUAUUCAAGAGAGAAAGACAAAAGGCUAUGACGUCAAUGGUAUUAAAGUAUUCCGCGACAAAGUAAGGAGAUUCAUCUUCAAAAAACGGAGUAACCGAUCCCUACUAUACUACUAAAAAGCCUUUCUUAACCUGCCCUCCAGUAGAAUACAUUAGUAACCCUUUUUAGACACAUUUCAAACAUCUUUGUCUUGUUCUAAAACACGACGCAAGGGCUGUGCUUCAUUCCCUCUAUUGGGUUGUAAGGGUUGUUGUUCCGAUAACAUUUGAUUACGCAUAUUAUUAGAAAACUUAGCCUACGUUUGUUACCGUAAUUUGCAGGCAGUUUAAAAAUAAACGGAAUUAUUUUUAAAUAAUUAAAAUCCAUUAAGAUCCAUUAAGAUCCAUCAGUUGGGCCAAGAAGAUUGACUACAUAAAAUCUCAGUCCAUUCCCAACAAUAACAUGAGAACGGGUGAUACUAUCCUCGUGAGUACAGUAGCUGCAUAUUGAGUCCAUGUCAUAAAAAAGAGCGAACACCAAAGUCUUAAUAUUUCUAUUUGUCAACUGUAAAUCUCCGUAUAUUUCCGUUAUAAUCGACUAGAGGUCUUCUAUGAUCGAUUAUCGCGUCGGUUAAGGUUUCUUAAUUUUUUUUUACUGAGGUUCGCCAAUUUUGGCAGGGUUACUGCAACAGUGCCUGACGCCAAUAUUGUAAACUGCGAGCCCGCAACAGCCCCUCCCCCCAUUAGAGAUAGACCACCACACCGGGGCCUACUUCCCCUACUUUUUACGAACAGUGUGUGAAUUCUUAAGCUUCCCAGAGAGUUUAUAUGUGCAAGAGUUUUGAGACGGGGCUUAGAGUUUAUCGUUCUUAUCCGAAAAGACUAGAAAGUCUAACCGUUUGCAGAUGUCUUCACAAGCUCAGUUAUUUAAAGGCCCCGGGUUCUGAACCCUGCGACCUCCCACCCAGCAGACCGGCGGUUAUACAACUGAGCUAACCGGGCGGCUGUUGUCGAUCAAUGAUCGAUUAUAAUCAUUGAGAGGUUUUGCGAAACCAAACGUACGUUAGGUCAGCCUCCACCUCUCAAAAGUUGACUGUUGUUCAAACCGUGUAGAGGGCGCAGACCCUGGUGGUGUCGUCAACCCAUCUCGGGUUGGGUGGGUAAUUAAGGGGUAACUGUCACUUUGGGACACAGUCUUGAAUUGAUUCACUGUGGUGAAUUCAAUUAAUCCAAUCAAAUAAAAGAAUCUACUAUAAUGGGAAUUCACGAGUUAUCUCUGAUCAAGCUUGAGAUGAGAAAGGUAUUUGAGACCUUUUCUAUCUUCUUAAGCCCAUUGCUAUGAUACCGUGUGGGUUACCGGAUGGCUUUCUAUUUCCUUUUAAAUACAGAAACACUUGGGUAUUGAAACUUGCGAUCAUAUGUGGAAAAGUGUUCUGAUUAUAAUUACUAGUUCCUCUAAAGCGCAGUAAAAAGAGAUAAAGAAUGGUAGAUAUAUUUAUCUCUGUAUAUUCUCCUUGAUGUAUAGGAAAAGGCUAAGGUAUUUAACAGGGAAGAAAGAAAACAGUAUUCAAAAUGGUCUUCUUGGGUUAAAGUACCUUCUCGCCUAAAUUAUCUCGAUUAUCUUUUAACAACAUCAUUUUACAGGUGACAGGCGACCUUCGGAUUCUCAAAAAAUGGUUGCAGUUAUAUUACCAUUUCUUGCCCAGAGAGAAAAGCUUCACAAGGAUAUUUUUGCUCAUUUGAGGUACAACACCACCUAAUCUUGCCUAAUAAAACCACACCUAAACAUAAGUUGCUUUUUCUUCGUCGUAGCAGCAAACUCUUAGAAAAUAGCCCCAAUUGAUAUACACCUAUGAAAAUGAGGUAAAAGAUGGAUUCUUGUAGUUUUAUAACCGUUAUGAUUAUGACGCAUUUCUGUGCGCUCACUUCACUCGAAGUCAAUCUUGUAAUAAGGCAGACUCGUUUGCAGUCCCCACCUAGCGAUGAAACGUUGUAAACUCGUAGCCUUUAAUCGACUUAGCGAUCCGAAAUUUGCAAUGACAGCGACUUUUUUGCCGUGAAAGCAAUGCAGCACUUGACCAGGUAAAGACCUUACUAACUUAUGGUUCUUUAUUUUCUGUUACUUACUUUUAGCAAAGUUAUUUCCUGCAAGAAGGAAAUCCGCGGUCUCAUGACACGUCUUCAAGAAACUAAAUCUAAACUUGUGGAACAAUCGGAAGAUCUUGCUGAGGUUUGUUUUUAUUCCUAGAUGGUACUUAUUAUCAGGGACUCUUGCUCUCGCUCAAUUACCGACCAAGUUUGAAACUCAUCUCGUCCCUUGGCCUGACUAUUUCGCAAGGCUGAUGCAUUUCGGGUUACGUGGUCCGAGCAAGUUUGUGUUUGCGAGGUUGUCUCGGAUCUGUCACUGAAAGGCAUUGACCGAGAAGGCCUGGAGAAAGGCCGUGCAGAGACUAGGCCAGUAAAGAACAUUUCCGAUCAUUUCUCCUAUGGAAAAAGAAAACUAUUUAUGUUAAAAGUAGCUGGGCUGAGAGAAACAUGAAAAAUGACUGCUUCUGUUUUCCUUCCAGAUGCAAAGACAAAGACAAGUUGACCUUUGGAAACUUGUUCAAUCAAAGGUUGUUGGUUUGCUAUGAUCGUAUUUUGUAUUUGUGUGAUCCUUCAUUCAUUAUUCAUUGAGUGAGCCUGUAGGUUGUUUGUUUUCGGCCACAGGUUCUUCCCUUUUAGGUUUUGUAACGCGCCCCUUUCACACCAUGCAGGGAACACGUUAGAAAGGAAAAGGGAACUGGGACGAGUUACCUUUCGCAAAGAAUUCUGGGACUGUUACUGGGGACAGGAAAAAAACUGGCCAAUAGCUGACCGGCACGUCCCCAAUAACGAUCCCAAAGGUCUUUUUCAAAGUUAACACAGUCCAGCUUCCUUCCCGUUUCUAAAGUGGCGAAAAAAGGCGCACUUGAUAAUUAAUGUUGGUUGUGAAGAACAUACUCGGCAAGUAGCAUACUGGUCUUUGCGAUAGAGCGUUUUCGUAUGACCUUGAAAUGAAAACGCGCGAACAAUACAGAAAGAACAAACGAACGGAAAUAAAGCGAUUUGACUUGUUUGUCGAACGGAUACAAAACGUGCGCGGCUUAGCUUUCGGCUGAUUAAGCGAAAGCUUGGCUGAAAAAAAAUUCAUCCCGAAGAACUUUCUAAAAAUCAAUCGAUACUUCGCUUUGAGGUGAUACUGUAACACGAUUGGCCAAUCGAACAAUGCGUUCUCCAUAUAUGGGUUUUCUUUGGUGGGAAAACGAAGAGACCAUGUUUUGAUCUUUUCAGUAAUUGGCUGAUAAAACAAAUAACGAACACUUACCGAAACCAUUCUUUAAGGUCAUACGAAAAUAGCUCUAUCGCUAAAUAACUUCUCUGACGUCAUGGAGUUGCAGAUUACAGUAUAUGUGCACAAUAUUUAUGUUAGUAGACUGUUCAUAGGUCUGAUUCCUUCUCUUGUUUCUCUCUUUCUUCGUGCUAGAAACAAAGGCGACACGAUAGGCGUCGUACAUCGAGUGGAUCAUACUCUUCCCUUUCCUCGCUCACGUCCUCUUGGUAUGUAAUUGUAAUUGUAAUUUGUUUACCCACAUAGGAGUUCUUAACAACUCGUUUAAACGUGUCCUGAUCGAAUUGGAAUUUGGAAGUGCUGGUUUUUUAGGGAGGGGAAAACCGGUAAUACCCGAAGAAACACUAGAGAACCAACAACAAACUCAACCCAUUUAUGGCGUUGAUGCCGGGAUUUGAAUCCGGGCCGCAUUGGUGGGAGGCGAGUGAUAUUCACCGCUGCACCACCUUGCUGCCCAAUGUAACAGUCACAAGUGUCACAAAAAUCCCAAAUCUAUUAGGCCAACAGUUUCUAAUUAUCAAAAUUCAUAAUUGAUUCCGAGGGUGAGGAAAAUAAAACAAAAGAGAUGAAUUAUAUAUCCCUAGAUGUCAAUGCUAUUUCUUUGUUGGAUGUUUGUGGGUGUUGCGGAAACUGUUGUUGCUUUGCUUUUGUUAUGUGGUGUGGAUAUUGUCAGAGUCUUUUCAGUCCUUUGUCAUUUGGUAAUCGCAUCCUUCCGCAACAUCAAGAAACUAUCAAGUAUGAAUUUUAAUUACUUCCAAAUGUACCUAUUGGUAGUUAGUCAGUUGUGUAGGAGCUUCUCGUAAGGUCUCUCCUGAUUGGUCGCAGAAAACAAUGACAUGUCGUUCUUUCAAUUGUUUCAGUAUUGUUUAGGGUCAGGGUUAGGCACCAUUGAUGACUUCUCUUCCGAGCAACUGCUACAUGACCCUAGUUAGUAGUAUAGUGUGCACUAAAUUAACUUUUUGAAAAAUAAUAAACAGUACCAGACUACCCUUUCUGCUCUGGGGUUAUAGUUGCUGUCAAAGAAGCCACCCCUUGUCAGCGUCGUGCUAAGUAUUUUACAUUAGUUUAAGCUUCUUCUGUUGAGAGUGUCUUUGGGUAUUUCCCAGGAAAUGAAAGUUGCGACGAUCGCGAACAAGUUUGACGUUAGUCAUACGAUGAAGGCAAAGAAAUAUGCCAUAGAGUGCGCUGUCCGUUGACAGUUUUUCUUUUACUAAUUAAAGCUCUUUACUUUUUUUACUUUCUCGUUUCUGUCGUGGUCCUGGUCGCUCGAGCUUGCUAGUAGCGUUACCACGCAACACAAUUCUUAAUAUGCGACGAUUUUGUUGAGAAACUGACGAUUUGUGGCGAAAAACGAGCGACAAAAACGAUGUCGGUGGGUACCCAUAGAGAGGUUCUCAGUUAUCUAGAGUAAAAUUAAGUAAAGUAGCCAGUUACUGAAGACUUAUUCUUUUUUCCAGUUGCAGUCCAGAUUCUAUUGUUCUCAUGGAGGAAAGUUGCAAAAAUUUUGAAAAGUAAGGCAAAAGUUACGCAUUUUGUGACUAAGAGUACAUCAAAUGCAAAAAACGUUACGUGAGCAAAUAGUUUAAGGAAUCAAAAUAAAGCGCGCUUUCAGUCCUUAAUGUACAUGUAGUUUGCGAGACAAAAGACUAUGGGCGCAAUCCAUUCGCAAGGUAAACCGAAUGUACGUCUCAUUUGAUGUUGUUCCCAGAAUUUUCGUUGUAACUGUUCACAUUUCAGAAAUUCAUUUCACGUUUGGUGGAAAGUUUCCUAUUCAUUCUUGCUUUCAAAUUCCCUGACGUUUUUCUCGAUUAGAUCGCGCCCUCUGUCUCCAUAAACGCCCUCCUCCCUCUUUCCCCGCUUCGCGUCAACUUCGUCUCCUCUCCCUGUUUCGGCGCGAGUAUAAUGGCGCGAAAGAGGCCUCUGUUGAGAAAAGGGCGUUACAUUACAGUUCCUUGAAUCAUGGCCAGUUACCCGUCGUGCUUUAUUUAGGCUCUGUCACGACGUAACGCUUCAGCAGUGGUGGAUGAGCCAGGGGUUCAGUGCCCGCACCUUACUUCCGGCCAAACUGAGGCCUACAGAGCUGAGAAAAAUAAGUUUCAAGGCCGGCCCCUCUCUUAUCUUUAAGACUGUAUUAGCAGGCCCCCCAGUUACUUAAAGAUCACCAGGCACCAAAUAUCAUAGCCUACUCGCAAGCUCUCCAUUCGGGGGAUAUCGGGACAAAAUACGCUCGAAGUUACACCACUCGAAGUGGAGACCUUGCUCGCACGCUACAGAUAUUAUUUACUGUCAUAUUACUAAUUACCUUUUUUAUGACUUGUAGGUUUGCCGAAGAAUUAAACAAACUUAAAAUCGAUCAAAUGAAUGACCUUGAGGUACUGUACUCUUCGUAAAAAAGGCUGCAUAAGUAACUCUUCAGAUAGUAACCGUGUUCGAGUUCCUUACUUUAAGGUGACUCGACCCAGUUUUUUUGGGAGGGUACCAUCCUACUUUGAAGCUCUCUGGUAUCCCCACCUUUACUUUUAUCGUAAGUCUAACACAUAGAAUGGAUAACAUAUAGAUCAAUCUGCAAUAUAACAUAAAAUUUUUGGCGAUCGGAGUAAAUGUCACGUGGUUAUAAUGCCACGCCCCUUUGAGGUCUGAGUCGAAAAUCGGCUGUUGCCGGCAUUUUUUUGUGAAAAUCUCUCGGCUACACAUAGUGCGCAUUAGUGCCUUGCGCUGAACAGAGUUUCACCAAAAUCGCAAAGACCCAAUUCGAGAAAUUCAGCGGUUUCCAAAUUUAGGUCAUAAUUUAUGCGAAAAUGAUAAGCAAACUUUACACGGAUUAUAUCUAAUAAACCAAGAGAUUCAUCCCUUUAUUUUGGGCAUCGUUAUAACAGAUGGGUCCUUGCAAGUCAGCAAAACGCUUUAGGGCCUUGUAAAUGCGCGCGAUUUCGAGCAAAGCAAACAUAUAGAAAUUAUAGUUUUCGGUAUUUGUUGACGUUUGUCAGCGUUUGAGAGUCCUUCUCACGAAAAAAGCAUUUUCUUAAAAAUUCGUAGUUUUUUUUCCUUCAAGAUCCAGGUUAAUAGGCCGUUUCUGAGUCCCGGAAACCCUCACUUUCAAAGCGAGGCUAAGUAGAAAACCUUUCUUUCUUGCUAUAAUGAGUUUCAUUUGCAUGAGAAUGAAAAGUUGUUUUCAUGUCAAUGGCUGCGCACUUAGCCUCACUUUGAAAGAGAGGUUGGAAGCAACUCGGAAAUUACCUAUUGGGCGCUUGGAACGUCCUUAAAGUUUAGCGGCCCGCAUAGUAGAAUAGGACCAGCAAAACUGGCCAAUCACAGGGGACGUACUAACUGAGAAAUAUAAAAGCUAAACUAAGGUCCUCGGAGAUCUUUUUUCUUAUCAUCAUGAGCUUUUAAUACUUGUGUUUGAUCAUGUAAUGACAUUGCAACCCGACAUUUUGUGCCGAUAAUAGAGCUUAAAUCGUUUAAAACAGCAAUCAUUUCCUUUCAGGCUCUUGAAUGGGACUUUUUGGAGGAUGCAAGCGAUUGCGAAGACACAGCAAGUGUAUAAACAGAGAUGGGGAUGCGUUCGUUUUCGAGUUCGCUAUGACCUCUGAAUCAAAGAAGUGAAGACGCAUUUUUUACAGGCUUAGCCUCCAUCUGAAGUAAUAUAUUCACAAAUUCCAACUAGAAAAAGACCUGUUUAUUACUCUGUCUAUUGUAUAUAUUCAAAUUUCAAACACUUACUUGCCAGAAUAGGACAAUUGCACGAUGACGACAUUUGACUACAACUACCAGAAUUCAAUUCGGUUUUGCUUUGUUAUUUAAAUUUGUCAAUCCCGCUGGGGAUUAAAGAACAAUAGCCUUAAUUUGCACAAGAAAACAACAAACUCAAGGAUUCUGGUAGUUGUAGUAAAAUGACGUCAUCGUGCAAUUGUCCUAUUGCUGAAUAUUCUACUUUACAUCGAGGCUAACCCUGUAUGAAUGUGUCGUUAAUGUUUGUACUCAGCGGUAAUUUUUGAUUCGAAACUGGACUAUUCAAUUUUGUUGAUUGGUUGUUGUUCAGACUAAAUCAGAAUUUUUGUAUUGUGGACUAUUGACACCUAUCAUUGCUUUGUAAUGCAAAUUCUGAAUUGAUUGGUUAAGAGCCUAGGCAUUAUAAUGUUCGAAAUACGAUUAUUUUGAAAUUUGGCUGCUGUGGAACCAUAGUUAGUAUUGGGUACUGGUUGUGAACGCCAGCAAAUUACAAAGAAGAAGCACGAUAUGAUGAAUCCGUCACGUGACACCAACCGUGUACGAGUAAAAGAGAGGCCAACGAAGUGGGCGAUCUCUUUGGUUUAUGAGACGAUUUUAAUUGUAUUUGAAACUAAUUUUUAGCUAACUACUAUGGUGACACACCACCGCCUCUUUUUGUGUCAGUGCGUUGUAAAGAGUGAAGUAUUGGUAUAUUAUAAGCCCUUUUGUCAUUAAAUGACAUGCGAAUGAGAGCCGUGUAUUCUCUAAUUUAGCCAUAUUUGGAGUCCAGCUUUUUAAAUUUUGCUUUUGAAUCAAUGUCCUCUAGCAGGUCUCUCGUUCUAACCUUACGACCUGAUUUUUUUAGUUGAAAUUAAAGAUGAUUAAAGGAGUUUAAAUU